AUGUCCAAGCAAUUCGAACAUCUUGCCAAUGAGAUAUUAAUCACUAUUUUCGAUUAUGUUAGCGUUCAAGAUUUAUAUAGAAGUUUCUGGGGAUUGAAUCAACGAUUGAAUGAUCUUCUUCAAUCGCUGAAUAAGUUAUCCGUGAAAAUCGAAAACAAUGAUUUAUCGUUGAUCGAAACACUUGCCGAUCGAAUUAUUCGAUUAGAAGUUGACAUCCCUGAUGGUGUUAACUGGAGUCUAUUUCCAAAUCUACGAUCAUUAACACUAAAGCGAAUAACUUUUCCGCAAUCAAAUGAACUUGCAUUAGCCCACUUACCUUAUUUAACCUAUUUUUCACUUCUAUCAUGUGGAUUCGAUGCGUCGAGUUAUCUUGCAUAUCAAAUUUUCACCAAUUGGUUUCCUUCUCUUCGUUACGUUAAUCUAAGUGGAGUUGGUAUGCCUUACGGACGCACAUGGUCUCCGUUACCUAAUCUUCGUUCGGUGUACGCAGUCUGUAGUGAUCCAAUUCUGCUCUCGCUUAUUCCCACUGCGUGUCCCAAUCUUCAUCGAUUGGAAGUCAAACUCGUUUCAAAUAAUUGCGCGAUUGGUCUUCCUUCGUCUUCCAAUCGACAUGUUCAAGCACAUCCACUCAAACACUUCAUUCUUACUGACAGUCCAGGUUAUCUACGUCUUGACAAGAUUGAUUUUCUCUUUACUUUCUUAUCCAAUAUUGAAAACCUUAAUUUGUUUACACACGAUCUGCCAUUUUAUGAACUCGUCUUAGUACUCAUCAAUAGACUGCCUCAUCUUCGUCGAUUCGAUUGUAAUAUUGGCCAAUCGAAUGCACAACAAAGCCAGAAUGUGGAUAUUGAUACCAUUCGAGCUAUUCGUCCAUGUUUCGGUAGGAUACAAUGUAUAGAGAGAAGAAAUGGUCGGCGACUUUAUACAACAACUGAGGAAUGA
This is a messenger RNA of Adineta ricciae, 942 nucleotides long. The record is from the annotation of a GenBank genome assembly. Lineage: Eukaryota; Metazoa; Rotifera; Eurotatoria; Adinetida; Adinetidae.